This is a messenger RNA of Phyllostomus discolor (pale spear-nosed bat), 1044 nucleotides long. Its product is annotated as B box-binding protein-like. Gene Ontology annotation, cellular component: nucleus. NCBI's taxonomy places the organism in Eukaryota, Metazoa, Chordata, Mammalia, Chiroptera, Phyllostomidae. Gene Ontology annotation, molecular function: nucleic acid binding. The coding region runs from base 1 to 1044 and encodes 347 amino acids. Gene Ontology annotation, biological process: regulation of gene expression. The record is from RefSeq and is a predicted model, not a curated record. The transcript has a single exon.
AUGGAGAGAAAGGACAGCCUCAAAAGCGAUGCCGGAGAGGUCGGCCUCCGGAGGGUGGCCGCCUCGGUCUCCCGCCCAGCCAAGUGGGAAGGCCUGUUGUCCUUGGGAAGCGGAGACUGCCUCCAGACCCUAGCUCCGGAAGUCAAUGGCGGUGCCAAGAAAGUCCUCGCCCGGAACGUGAGUGGAUCCGUCAAGUGGUACAAUGUGAAGCAUGGGUAUGGUUUCAUCAACAGGCACGACACGAAGGAAGAAGUGUUUGUUCACCACUCGGCCAUUGCCCGGAGCGGCCCUCGCAAGUUCCAUCGGGGCGUGGAUGCUGGGGAGGUUGUCGAAUUCGACGUGGUGCAGGGCAGGCGGGGCACCGAGGCCGCCAACGUGACCGGGCCAGCUGGCGCCCCAGUAAAGGGCAGCCGCUUCAGCCCUGGCUUCUGCAUCCGCCAUGAUAAGCUGCAGCCUCGCCAGGAUGCGGGGGAUGCCGAAGAGGACAUCAACAGCGACGAAGGCAGAGGCGGCUUUGCCGCAGCCCAGGGCCAGAAGCACCACCAGCCCCGCCGCCGGCCCCACUACCCCCAUGCCCAGCGACAGCGGUGUUUACUAUCCAUCCGAAGGAUCCCGGCUGCCACCCGCCACUCUGCCACCUUCACUGCGCCCGCCGCACCUGCAGGGCCUAUGGGCACUCCAGCACGCCGGGGGCAUGGGCCCAGCUACCGGCUGAGCCGCCCUAGGGGCCGAGGCACUGCCCCUGGUCCGAAGUCCUCACCUGACCUUUCCCAGAAGUUGGAGGCAGAAAAGGAGAGCAGGAUCAAUGCCAUUGGCCUGCAGCAGGGGACCCGGCCACACUACACAUGCCACUGCCCCAACAACCCGUGUGCUUGCCAUCGCCAGCAGCAGCUGCCUGGCAAAAAAGGCCAGACACCCGAAGGAGGAGAGGGUGAGAUUGGGAAGGGCCCUGCUGGGAAACCUGCUUGUGUUGCCAAGAAAACCAGCACCUUUGAGGAGGAAGCUGCAGUUGCAAAAGCCUCCUCUGCUGCUCAGGCCCAGUAA